AUGGCGCCGCCGGUGACGGAAAGGGGGCUGAAGAGCGUCGUGUGGCAGAAGAUAAAAGCAACAGUGUUUGAUGACUGCAAGAAAGAAGGCGAAUGGAAGAUAUUGCUUCUAGAUGAAUUUACCACUAAGCUUUUGGCAUCAUGUUGCAAAAUGACAGAUCUUCUAGCAGAGGGUAUAACUGUUGUGGAGAAUAUUUAUAAAAAUCGAGAACCUGUCAGACAAAUGAAAGCUCUUUAUUUUAUCUCUCCAACAUCAAAGUCUGUAGACUGUUUUUUACGUGAUUUUGGAGGUAAAUCAGAGCACAAAUAUAAAGCAGCAUAUAUCUACUUCACUGACUUCUGCCCUGACAGUCUCUUUAACAAAAUUAAGGCUUCUUGCUCCAAGUCAGUAAGAAGAUGUAAAGAAAUAAAUAUUUCCUUCAUUCCACUUGAAUCUCAGGUAUAUACUCUUGAUGUACCAGAUGCAUUCUAUUACUGUUACAGUCCAGACCCAAGUAAUGCAAAUGGGAAAGAUACCAUCAUGGAAGCAAUGGCUGAGCAGAUAGUUACAGUAUGUGCUACCCUGGAUGAAAAUCCUGGAGUAAGAUAUAAAAGUAAACCUCUAGAUAAUGCCAGUAAGCUUGCUCAGCUGGUUGAAAAAAAGCUUGAAAACUACUACAAGAUUGAUGAAAAGAGCCUAAUAAAGGGUAAAACUCAUUCCCAGCUCAUAAUAAUUGAUCGUGGCUUUGAUCCUGUGUCCACUGUCGUGCAUGAACUGACCUUUCAGGCAAUGGCAUACGAUCUACUGCCGAUUGAGAAUGAUACAUACAAAUAUAAGACAGAUGGGAAGGAAAAGGAGGCAAUCCUUGAAGAAGAUGAUGACCUCUGGGUCAAAAUUCGACAUCGCCAUAUUGCAGUUGUAUUAGAGGAAAUUCCCAAGCUUAUGAAGGAAAUUUCAUCAACAAAGAAAGCAACAGAAGGAAAGACAUCACUUAGUGCUCUUACCCAGCUGAUGAAAAAGAUGCCCCAUUUCCGUAAACAGAUUACUAAGCAAGUUGUUCAUCUUAACUUAGCAGAAGAUUGCAUGAAUAAGUUCAAGUCUAAUAUAGAAAAGCUCUGCAAAACUGAACAGGACCUGGCACUUGGAACUGAUGCAGAAGGACAGAAAGUCAAAGAUGCUAUGCGAGUACUCCUUCCAGUUCUACUCAGCAAAAAUCAUGAUAAUUAUGAUAAAAUAAGAGCAAUCCUACUUUAUAUCUUCAGUAUUAAUGGAACUACAGAAGAAAACUUGGACAGGUUGAUCCAGAAUGUAAAGAUAGAAAAUGAGAGUGACAUGAUUCGUAACUGGAGCUACCUUGGUGUUCCCAUUGUCCCUCCAUCUCAACAAGGCAAACCAUCAAGAAAGGAUCGGUCUGCAGAAGAAACUUUUCAACUGUCUAGAUGGACGCCUUUCAUCAAAGAUAUUUUAGAGGAUGCCAUUGAUAACAGAUUAGAUUCCAAAGAGUGGCCAUAUUGUUCCCAGUGCCCAGCAGUCUGGAAUGGCUCAGGAGCUGUAAGUGCUCGGCAGAAACCCAGAACUAAUUAUUUAGAGGAUCGAAAAAAUGGGUCUAAGCUGAUUAUUUUUGUGAUCGGAGGGAUUACAUACUCUGAAAUGCGCUGUGCCUAUGAAGUUUCUCAGGCACAUAAGUCCUGUGAAGUUAUUAUUGGAUCCACGCAUAUUUUAACACCCAGAAAACUGUUGGAUGAUAUAAAGAUGCUGAAUAAGCCCAAGGAUAAAGUCUCCUUUACUAAAGAUGAAUAACAUUUUGGGUGGGGAGCAAUUUAGAGAUUCUUAUUAAUUUGUUCAACUAAAAUAGAUCAAGACAUUGUUGCUCUCAUGUAAUUUAAACAGUGUAAAUAUUUUAAGGAAUAAUGACUUUCAGAUGUAUUUCUUAAGGGACUGUCUAUGAUUACAUAUCAUUGGAUUUGCCAUUUUUAAUUUAAAUA
Budorcas taxicolor (takin) is the source of this 1964-nucleotide messenger RNA. RefSeq names its product syntaxin binding protein 3 (gene STXBP3). Lineage: Eukaryota; Metazoa; Chordata; Mammalia; Artiodactyla; Bovidae. Gene Ontology annotation, cellular component: plasma membrane; secretory granule. Gene Ontology annotation, biological process: neurotransmitter secretion; intracellular protein transport; vesicle-mediated transport. The record is from RefSeq and is a predicted model, not a curated record. Gene Ontology annotation, molecular function: syntaxin binding. The coding region runs from base 1 to 1779 and encodes 592 amino acids. The transcript has 19 exons.